Raphanus sativus (radish) is the source of this 1073-nucleotide messenger RNA. RefSeq lists its product as uncharacterized. Gene Ontology annotation, molecular function: phosphatidic acid transfer activity. Gene Ontology annotation, biological process: phospholipid transport. The record is from RefSeq and is a predicted model, not a curated record. The transcript is spliced from 4 exons. Gene Ontology annotation, cellular component: mitochondrial intermembrane space. NCBI's taxonomy places the organism in Eukaryota, Viridiplantae, Streptophyta, Magnoliopsida, Brassicales, Brassicaceae. The coding region runs from base 316 to 867 and encodes 183 amino acids.
CUCUCGACACCGCCAUUGCAUUGUUUCAUUUCCUCUCGUCACGUUCUCCAUUUUUGGGAUUCAUUUCUUCUACGCUCACAAAAGAUCUUCAAUUGCCUACCUCUCUAUAUCUUUAGGUAUAUUCUUCUCUUCCCAGUUCUACAAUCGAUUAGCAUCGAGAGUCAAAACUAUUCUGUGAUUCGAUCCUUGCAUCUGCGAAAUCAACGUUUUAAUUCUCCAGUUCCUUCAUCGUUGCUCUCGUUGAAAGCUUAUCUAAGCUAUAAAAAAUCAAAUAUUUCAACCUAAUUGUUUCGGUUGGAUCUAGGUAUUCCUCUGAUGGUAAAAGCAUAUAGACAAGAGCAUGUGUACAAGCACCCGUGGGAGCGGGUCAGUGCUGCCUCGUGGAGGAAAUUCGCAGACCCUGAAAACAAACGCAUCCUUUCUCACAUCCUCGAAGUCGACACCUUGAACCGCAAGCUUGACUCUGAGACCGGUAAACUCCACACCACGCGCGCCCUCACCAUCCACGCUCCUGGUCCUUGGUUCCUUCACCGGAUCGUGGGCCAGGACAUCUGUCACUGUGUUGAGUCAACUGUUGUGGAUGGCAAAUCACGUUCCAUGCAGCUCAUAACAAAGAACAUUAGUCUCCAGAAGUUCAUUGAAGUGGAGGAGAGAAUAAGGUAUGAUCCUCAUCCAGAGAAUCCAUCGGCAUGGACGGUUUGUAGCCAGGAGACGAGCAUUCGCAUCAAACCCUUGUCGGCUCUGGCCUCAAUGGCUGAGAAAGUUGAGCAGAAGUGCGCCGAGAAAUUCAUGCAGAAUAGCGCCAAAGGGCGAGAGGUUAUGGAGAGGAUUUGUAGGUAUAUGGAAGCAGAAUCAGCUCCAGUUUAAAGAUCCAUACAAGAAGGCACACUCGACAGAUUCCAGUAUCUUGUUUUUUUGAGUGUUUUGUAGUAAUUCAAGACUGCGUGUUGGUGUCAUGGUAAUAAAAAAAAUCCAUGAGACAGUUAAGAUCAAGCUUCUGUUUUUUUCUUUCUCCAGCUACUCUCUUGUUUGUGUUAGCAAAUCGAUGUUUAGCUGAGAAGCUUUCUGUCCAA